CUAUUUAUAGCCACAAUUCGCUCAGCGUUCCCUAUUAACGCCAGUUACCAGAAAUGCUACAUUCACGCAGUCUCACUCGCCCCUUAUCGAUAAUGGGUCUUGUUUGGCUCCUCCUCUCGCUUCCACACCUCAUAUCCGCCAGCACCGAGCUUGGGUGUUACGCCUCCCUCCCGGACGGAUUUACCGAGAACAACAAAUACACAUACCAAUCGGAUUCUUAUUGCAGUAAUAAAUGCUCUGGCAGUAACUACAAGUUUUUUGCCUUAUUCGACGGCCUGACCUGCUAUUGCGGCAACUCUGCGCCUUCCAUUACCAGCGAUACCAACUCUGCUAACAGCUGUAAUGUCCCAUGCCAGGGCUACCCUCAGAAUAUGUGCGGUGGGUCUGGCUCGUACGGAGUUUUUGCCGUGGCGAACAACUAUGUGAUCAGCGGUGCUUCCAGUGCCAAUUCCGAAGGUUCUGGCGGUCUGACCACGUCGUCGUCUAACUCUGCUGCUGCUUUUACCUCCUCAACCAGCACAACUACGACCUCUUCCACCUCUUCCACCUCUACCUCCUCCACCUCCUCCUCCACCUCUUCCACCGCUUCCGAUGGAUCCCCAACAGAUUCCAUGGUUACUCCUACGCCGCUGCCGCUGAGUACUGAUACUACUUCUGUUGAAAAGACCACAAUUGUGAGAACGGUGCUGAACCCUGGUGGCUCUACUGAAGUUGUCACCGUGACUUCCGCGGUCUCAGGUGCAGCCACUGGUGGCUCCACUACUGCAAAGUCAAACUCUGUGGUCGGCCCCGCGGUCGGUGGUGCGGUCGGUGGUGUAGCUGCCAUUGCGAUUAUCUUACUCAUUCUCUACUUCGUCAGACGCCACCACCAAAACAAGUUGGAGAGAGAGGCGGAAGAGGAGGAGAUUGCGUACAAGAAGGCGUUCCAGCCGAUUCCACCAAACUCGGUGGUUCCGCAUCUCGAUAACCCGUUUGCGGACGAAAUGAUGCUCAAGCGCGACACCAGCACCGCUAGGGGCACCUCCAGCGGGUACUACGAAGACAACACAGACCCCUCCUCCACAGUAAACUCUUACGGCGAUGAGCAGGGCGUGAACCGCAUCAACAGUAUAAACCACGCCAGCGAGUAUGACACCCAUUUGGAUCCGCGGAUGAACCCGGUCAUGUUGGGCAGAAGACGCAUCAGCGAGGGCAGUUUGGCCGACGCCGACGACUACUCCAGAAAGAUCUUGGGAGUUUCCAAUCCCGACGACGAAUAGCGUACCCUCUUCAUCACGACAUCUAUCCGGCUUUCUUUGCCAAUAACACUCAUUUAUUUUUAUAAUGCCUAUCCCAUGCUUUGUAUGUAGACCGGAGCAGUUUUCUGCAUGUUAUAUAUCCCUCAUUACGGUACCAGCUAGGUUGCUGUAUAGAAAGGGUAUUUCCAUAACGACCUGUGCCUCUAACGUGUAUCAAAAAUCGACAGGGAUGAUACAUUGAGCUUUUGCCUUCAAUGACAUAGGGUUAUAGUGCAUUUUGUUGAAAUGUCCG
Messenger RNA from Babjeviella inositovora NRRL Y-12698, 1530 nucleotides. RefSeq lists its product as uncharacterized. Lineage: Eukaryota; Fungi; Ascomycota; Pichiomycetes; Serinales. The coding region runs from base 93 to 1259 and encodes 388 amino acids. The record is from RefSeq and is a predicted model, not a curated record. Gene Ontology annotation, cellular component: plasma membrane. The transcript has a single exon.